Fonsecaea multimorphosa CBS 102226 is the source of this 1398-nucleotide messenger RNA. RefSeq lists its product as uncharacterized. The transcript has 4 exons. Gene Ontology annotation, molecular function: oxidoreductase activity; FAD binding. The coding region runs from base 1 to 1398 and encodes 465 amino acids. The record is from RefSeq and is a predicted model, not a curated record. Lineage: Eukaryota; Fungi; Ascomycota; Eurotiomycetes; Chaetothyriales; Herpotrichiellaceae.
AUGGCAGAGAAACAGCUCGCCGACCUUCUGGCCUUACUGACUCCCUGUGAUAUCGUGACGACUGAGUCGUCAGAUUAUGAAGAGCAGUCAAGAACAUGGGCUAUUCAGGCCAACAAACAUCCUCUAGCUGUGAUCAUUCCCAAAACUGUGGAAGCGUUGAGCAGAAUUAUAUCACAUGCUAAUGACACAGACCUCGACAUUGGGAUCCGUUGCACCGGGAUUGGAAAUGCCACCAGCAAAGGCGUUCUAAUUUCACUAUCAGCCUUCAAGUUAUUCGAAUUCGAUCCUGACGAAGAGACCAUCACUUUCGGGUCGGGUCACUGCUGGGGCGAAGUCGACCAAAAGCUGGAAGAGAGUGCUCCAGGAUACGCAGCAGUCAGUGCUAGAUGCACCUAUGUUGGAGUCGGUGGAUCCAUCCUUCACGGAGGACAGAGCUGGCUAAGUUCGGAGUAUGGUCUUGCAUGCGAUCCACAAAAUCUACUCGAUGUCCAAGUGGUGAAGAUGGACGGCGGUAUUGUUUGGGCGAGUGAGGAACCUGAUCUUCUUUGGGCACUUCGUGGCGGGGGUGGAGGCUUUGGAGUCGCUACCGCCUUUAAGAUGCGAGUUUACAAGUAUCCCUCUUCGAUAUUCUGUGGACAGAUCAUCUACCCGCCGGCUGCACUGAAGGACGUGGCACGAGAGAUUGCCGCCUUUGCUUCGCGUUGUAGCAAUGCGAAGAUGGCUUUGCAUUUGUACUGCCUCGACAUGACAGCGGGCACAUAUGCGGGCAAGGAACCGAAACCUGGACUGGCAAUCUUCGCAUAUGAUGCUAACGGGCCAGAACAUGGCCGAAGCAAAGACGGUUUCAAAUGGGCACUGGAAAUCCCGGGAGCGGUUGAUCUCACCAAGACUUUGAGCUUCCGAGAAGUGAACCAGCAGUUUGAUGCUUCCAAUGCCCUUUUUGGGAAGCUCAACACCUGGGCAGCUGGAGUCACAGUCCCUACUGUCGAUGAGAACUUGAUUCUCAGAGCUUGGGAUUGGUAUUUGGCUCUCUUGGAGAAGGAUCCACGUCUAGUUAUGGGCACUUACGUACUCAUGGAAGUAAUGCAAAAGGCUGUCUAUCAAUCUCUUGGCUUUCCAAGCCUGGUCUCCGCCUGGCCUCAUACAAGAAACCAACACAAUCUUCAGCUAGGGACUGGGACUGUACCAGGCCAUCCUGACAGUGAUGGUCUAGCAUACAAAGCGAUGGCAGAGGGGCCGUUUGAGAUCCGCCCAGGCCACACGGGAGCCGACUAUUUCCCUAAUUUCCUGGAAGACUUCGUCGAUCCCAGAGAGGUCUUUGGAGUAAACUUCAAUAAACUGGUGGAAAUCAAGAAGAAAUACGAUCCCAAAAACAAGCUAGGUGGACCGUUUGCUUAG